AUGGAAAUCCUCACGGAGCCAAGCACUCACCCCCCUGAGCUUAAGGCUCAUGAGGUGCACUCUACACUGACAGACAGUUCGCUUGCUAAUCUAGCGACUACGAGCCAAAGCGUUCCAAACACAGACAUUGCACAGGAAACUUUGAGUGAGGCAGAAACGCCCGACGCAAUAGAGACCCCGAAUCUCAAAGAUCUUCCUGAAAUAAAGUCGGAGCUGUCUUUGGCUGAUGGGAGUGGUACAGAUAAUACCUGUUGCAGCAACACUGAAGUCGACGGAAGCGUUGCCACACAAAUCCCAGAUAGCACGAAGGACCAAGCUAGUAUUGUUUUUGUUGAUCCUUUUGGCACGCGUUGGACCUUUCCAUACGAGGAUUCUAAAACUUGGGAUGGAACCAAGAAACUGGUCAAAGCAGUCUUUGACACAUAUUCCAUUGAAUGGCUCGCGAAUUAUCUCGAUGAAGACGAUGACUUUGGUGAAACAUUUUCCAUUACCAAAAUCAACGAUGAACGCUCAAACGUUCUGCCGAAUCACUGGGAGAGUUUGGUCUCACCCGGAUGGGAAUUCAAGCUUGAAUUCACAUUCGAUUUGCUCUCCUCGAUUCGCAGACAGAAACGGAUCGCAGAGGAAGAAGCUGCGGAAAGGGCCGAGAAAGAGGCCAAAGAAACCGACGUGGUGGUCGAAGAAUUGAGUAAGGUGUCUUAUGUUGCAACAUAUUUGGCCCCAGACAGCGAUGGUGAUUAUCAACGCCGUAAUACUAAGCGACUCAACGACAAGACGAUUUUUACCAAGGUUUCCGACGUUCAAAUCCCCAAAUCAGUGCUCGAGGAGCAUAGGGAGGUCUACUGCAGCAACAAAUAUGCUACUGAUCCUGAAGACGACAUGUUCGAUACAAUUAGCAGUCCAGUACUCUACAUUCACUCGCCAAUCCUUCUCAAUGCCCUCAAUGCUAUUAUUGAUUGCCAAUCACGUCCAGACAGGAUCCCCCGAGUCGAAUAUCGUGUCGACGAAAUCGAAAGUGAUCUCGGACAGGGGCGGUUAGUGUACCCUUUCACUGAUCUUCAUUAUUACCGAGAGAGAUUGCUCCAGUAUCGAGAGGAAGUGGGGGAAACACAUGACAGCGAGUACACUACAACAUGUCAAGAACAUAUUGACAUUCUGGUUGGAUAUAUGGAUGGUCUAGCGGGGAUUGGCUUGAGAAACGCCGAGCUUCUCUGGAACAACGAAGUCCCAAAGACGACUUUCACCUCUCUCUGGCUCCUGCUCAAGCCUGGGACAGACGUCUUCGUUCAGGAACAAGGGAAACUAAAUGCAUAUGUCAUCGAAUCGUUUUCGGGAGGAGUGCCAUGGGGUUUGCAUAAUGCUCGUUCGCGGCCAUACCUUGUGAAUGUCUGGAAUCUCAACUUUGAUGGCCAAGUUCUAAGCCGUUCCGUUAAAGAAGUCAGCAUUUCGAUCUUUGACGGCCAACGUGAGAUUACCUCGCUCCCUCUAUUCCCAAUCAAGUUUUAUGUGGACGAGGACCCACAGAAUUCUCUACGUCAGCAAUUGGUGGACCGAGGGAAAAGGUUUGUCAAAAUGGUGAAGGCACCUACGUUCCAGGAGUACAACGGCCCAAGUAGACUGCAAGGUAACCGAACGUUCAACCAAACGCGAGUCGUCGUUGACCACACUAGUCAACCAUGGAGACUGGGUGAGAUCGCCAGUGAAAAGCACGCCCAUUUGCCGAUUGCCGAAGUCUACAAUGUCGAGCUGGGCCAACGAACAAGGGAGGCGAAAUGUCUAUGCAAAACAUGCCAAGCCAACAAUCUGCGCCAACAUGGCACCCAACGUCGCAUUUUCGACGACUACGAUAAUAUUGAUUUGAGUUCGCUUUCGACACUGACUGAUCAUCAAUAUCUACUCUGUUGGUCGCAUGUGUAUGCUUACGUGCUAAAAGACCGCGUCUGGGAUGUAUUGGAUGUAUCAAAUCUGAGGGACCCAAAAAUACAUAAAGAUAUCAUUGACACGCUGGUACUGAAGCCUGAAAGCAACAAGCAAAUGAUCAAGGCCGUUUGCGAGAUAUUUGGGGGAACCUACAAGCAGGCUUUCUCUUCGGACUUCAUUCAGGGCAAAGGAGAAGGACAGAUCUUGCUACUGCAUGGUCCUCCAGGAACAGGAAAGACUCUCACAGCUGAGUCUGUGGCAGAGUAUACAGGUCGACCUCUUCUCAACAUCACUGCCGCUGAUUUAGGCCAUGAACCGGUGCCACUCGAACAAAAUCUGCUUCGUUUCUUUAGAAACGCAAGACAUUGGAAUGCAAUCGUUCUUCUUGAUGAAGCGGAUGUUUAUCUCGAAACUCGGUCUGCCCAGGAUCUUCGACGAAAUAGCAUUGUUUCUAUUUUCCUGCGAGCCCUAGACUACUUCCAGGGUAUUCUUUUCCUGACGACGAAUCGCGUGGGAAGUUUCGAUGAAGCCGUCAUGUCACGAAUUCACGUGCAGAUCGGAUAUGACCCACUCGAUGAGGACUCGAGAAAGCAAAUUUGGGACGGUUACUUCAAGAAGCUCUCCAAAAAUCAUAACAAUGAUGGGCAGGAGAUCCGUUGCUCAUAUGAUGCCAAAGAAUUCGUUCGCAAGUCGGACGAUCUCCGGGCCCUCAGAUGGAACGGUCGCGAGAUACGAAACGCAUUCCAAACUGCCGUGGCUCUUGCAUGCUUCCAGGCAAAGCAGGAGGGGAAUUCUAUUCCUGAGCUGACAGAUGAUCAUCUUCGACAAGUCGUGAACAUGUCUCAUAAUUUCAAGAGUUACGUGAAAGCGGUUCGCGGAAAAGAAGAAGAUUAUGCUUAUGCGGCAGGAGUCAGAAACGAUAACACAAGGUCUUCUGGGGGCAGUGAUGAACGAAUGAGAAGCGUGGGUAUUCCUAACUUCUAA
Molecule: messenger RNA, 2904 nt
Organism: Penicillium samsonianum
Lineage: Eukaryota; Fungi; Ascomycota; Eurotiomycetes; Eurotiales; Aspergillaceae
Product: ATP-binding protein
Exons: 8
Coding region: 1-2904 (967 amino acids)
Molecular function (GO): ATP hydrolysis activity; ATP binding
Source: RefSeq, a predicted model, not a curated record